UUUGCCGCCGUCCUGGUCUGGCUCCUCACCCUGGCCCUUUUCGGGCUGAGCCUGCUGGGCCGCUGGGCGCUGGUGCCCUGGCUGGGCUCCCGCUGGCUCCUCACCAACCUGGUGCACGACCUGGCGCUGGGUGUGGGGCUCUGCGCGGCUGCCACCGGCAUCAUGGGCUACAAGCACUGCCUCUACGGUGCCUACCUGGGCGCCUCCGUCUGCGGGGGCAUCGCCGCCUGCCUGUACCUCUUCUCCGGGCUCUACUGCCUGUCACGGCGCUGCCGGGACCAGCGCGACAUCAUCUGA
This is a messenger RNA of Pterocles gutturalis (yellow-throated sandgrouse), 297 nucleotides long. RefSeq names its product MARVEL domain containing 1 (gene MARVELD1). The record is from RefSeq and is a predicted model, not a curated record. The transcript is spliced from 2 exons. Lineage: Eukaryota; Metazoa; Chordata; Aves; Pterocliformes; Pteroclidae. The annotation marks the transcript as partial.